CUUUGCGAUCGCAACAAGGAAGCAUCAUGUCGGGUGACGGGUACGACCGACACAUCACGAUCUUCUCGCCGGAAGGCCGCUUGUUCCAAAUUGAGUAUGCGUUCAAGGCGGUGAAGGAAAGCAACUUGACGUCGGUGGCUGUCCGCGGCGCCAAGUCGUGCGUGGUUGUGACACAGAAGAAAGUCCCGGAUAAAUUAAUCGACCCUGACUCGGUGACUAACAUCUUUAAGAUUACCCCGGCCAUCGGCGCGCUCUUGACAGGCCUCUACGCUGAUGCCAAGGCGCAAGUCCAACGACUGAGAUACGAGGCGCAUGAAUUCGAACACAAGUUUGGGUACCCCGUCCCCGUGCAUGUGCUUGCAAAGCGUUUGGCUGAUAUAUCCCAAGUGUACACCCAACACGCUUCCAUGCGUGCCCUUGGCGUGAUCACCAUUCUCAUUGGCAUUGACGAAGAGAAGGGACCCCAGCUGUACAAAAUCGACCCUGCCGGCAACUUUCGCGGGUACAAGGCGACGUCGGCGGGUGUAAAGGACCAGGAAGCGACUAACUACUUGGAAAAGAAGAUCAAAGCGAACGACAGCUUGGACCAUGAAGGCACGGUGCACUGCGCCAUCACGUGCUUGCAGUCGGUGCUGUCGGCGGACUUCCGCCCCUCGGAAAUUGAAGUUGGUGUCGUCGUCCAAGGCGAACGAUUCCGCAAGUUGACCGAAGAUGAAAUCGAUGCGUACUUGACAGCGAUCAGCGAGCGCGAUUAGCUCGGCUACCAUACCAUCACCUCAACGGUCUCCCAUGCGUCUCCGUGGAUUGAAUUCUCUUAACAGUCGUAACAUGGCUAUUCCGUGACUGGAGUGGGAUGUUGCGUCGGAAUGGGUCAGUUGCAACCAGGUUUAUGAACAACGCGACAUCGUCGUGCAGGUCCAACCUCGUCACUUCGUCAACACGCCUGCAUCGCGUGAUCCAACGAGCGCAUGCGCAGGUCUCGCAUGGGUGCACACACUGACGAAGCGUGUCAUCGCGUUACUUAAAUUCUAUCGAGCUCGUGAUCCGCGGCAUUAAUCGGCCUUGAUUUCGCCCUUCGACGUCAAGAACGCAAACAUCCGACCAAAGUACACAAGAUAGCAGAUGAGCAUGAGCACCAACGUGAUAACAAACACCCCAGACCCUUCGCCGCCAGAAGGGAUCCCUCCCUUUUCGUUGUAGUGAACGUUGGAAUACCCGUAGUCGCGGUAGAUGGGGAAGCCGGUGAGCCAGAACAGGAUGUUGCUCACGACCAAGUUGAAUCCCCAUCCAGUGUUGUCCAGGACGAAUGCGACAACGGUUCGCUUCGGCGCGGCGGCGGCGGCGGCUGUCAUGUUGUUGUUGGAAUCCGA
Molecule: messenger RNA, 1370 nt
Organism: Aphanomyces invadans
Lineage: Eukaryota; Oomycota; Saprolegniomycetes; Saprolegniales; Verrucalvaceae
Exons: 7
Coding region: 27-755 (242 amino acids)
Biological process (GO): ubiquitin-dependent protein catabolic process
Cellular component (GO): proteasome core complex, alpha-subunit complex; cytosol; proteasome core complex
Source: RefSeq, a predicted model, not a curated record